AUGGGACACAUCGAUGGAGCAGAGAUCGCGAAGCAUAGUACCAAGAAAUCGUGUUGGAUCGUCCUUGACUCGAAGGCUUACGAUGUGACAAACUUCGUGCCGGAACACCCUGGUGGGGCGGUAAUCCUCCUUCAACAUGCCGGAACAGAUGCGACAGAGGAGUUUAAGAAGUACCACCCGUUGGACUACAUCAAGGACUAUCUACCAGCGGAUUGUCUCCUUGGACCCGUCGACCCCAACACCUUCGGUCAGCUACGCCAAGUCAAAGAUGAAAGAGCAGUAACAGCCUCAGAAAUCGACUCAUCCAGAGAACAGCCACACCUGUCAAUGUGUGUCGUAGCCACCGAUUUCGAAAAAGCAGCAAAAGCCGUUCUUCCCCAUAAAUCUUACGUCUACGUAUCCACCUCCGCAAACACCGGACUGUCGCUCCAAUGCAACCUUGAUGAUUGGGGUCGUGUCAGUUUCCGCCCUCGCGUGAUGCGCAAUGUCGGUGACGUAGAUACGCGCCGCAAGAUCUUCGGGCAUGAAUCGCCGUAUCCAUUUUACAUCUCGCCAAUGGGCACUAUGGGCGCGAUUCAUCCCAACGGAGAGCCGGAAAUGUACAAAGGCGCACUGCGGAAAGGUAUUCACGCCGUUGUCAGUACGGCAAGUUCAAAGUCGACAGAGCAGAUCAUGCAGGCUUUCAUGGAGGCGCAGAAGAAAAUGAGCGCGAGCCCGACGAAGUUGUUCUUUCAGUACUAUAUGCCAGUAGAUCGGAAGAAGGCAAUGGAGUUACUGAGGAUCGUGAAGAGGUGUGACUACAAAGGCUUGUGGAUCACGGUCGACGCCCCGGUCUUGGGAAAGAGGACUGCAGAUCGAUAUCUGCAGGCUGAAGAAAUGCUGUCAAUGGGCCUCGCAGAAGAAGCAACUGCUGAAUGGGAGACCAGUGGCGAUAACAAGUUCGCCCCGGCGAUGGGUGGGCGAAUGGUGCAAGGGCAGUUGAGCCCAUAUAUGAGCUGGGAGGACUUGGCUUGGAUACGAAAGGAGUGGGAUGGUUCUAUCGUACUCAAAGGUAUUCAAUGCGCCGAAGAUGCGAAGCUUGCCAUGGAACAUGGAUGCGAUGGUAUCCUGCUGAGCAAUCACGGAGGUCGACAACUGCACACUGCGCCGAGCGCACUCAUGACGUUAUGCGAGAUACGCACGUACUGUCCUGAGGUAAUGAACAAGCUGGAGAUUUUCCUGGAUGGAGGGUUGAGAAAUGGAAACGAUGUUUUGAAAGCUUUGUGUCUAGGCGCGACCGCGGUUGGUGUUGGUCGCCCGUUCUUGUACGCGCUUGGAGCAUAUGGAUCAAAGGGUGUUGAGAAAUGCGUUGAUGUGCUCGCCAAAGAGCUGCGGACUGGCAUGCGGCUGCUUGGCAUCACUUCUCUCGAGCAGUGCAGGCCUGAGAUGGUCAAUGCCAGUCGUCUACUCAACGAGAUGUGGCGACCAGAUCAGUUCAGUGUUAGAAGCAAGUUGUAG
This is a messenger RNA of Parastagonospora nodorum SN15, 1497 nucleotides long. RefSeq lists its product as hypothetical. Bases 1 to 1497 code for a protein of 498 amino acids. The transcript is spliced from 3 exons. The record is from RefSeq and is a predicted model, not a curated record. NCBI's taxonomy places the organism in Eukaryota, Fungi, Ascomycota, Dothideomycetes, Pleosporales, Phaeosphaeriaceae. Gene Ontology annotation, molecular function: heme binding; oxidoreductase activity.